This is a messenger RNA of Heteronotia binoei (common prickly gecko), 576 nucleotides long. RefSeq names its product vimentin type intermediate filament associated coiled-coil protein (gene VMAC). NCBI's taxonomy places the organism in Eukaryota, Metazoa, Chordata, Lepidosauria, Squamata, Gekkonidae. The record is from RefSeq and is a predicted model, not a curated record. The transcript is spliced from 2 exons. Bases 1 to 552 code for a protein of 183 amino acids.
AUGUCCUCGCCCCCGCUGGCCUGCGCGCCCACGCCGGUGCAGAUCCGCGAGGCCAACGCCCACCUGGCGGCCCUGCACGGGCGCGUGGCCGAGCUGGAGCGGCGCCUGGCCGCGGCGGAGGAGACGGUGCGCGGCCAGGCCCAGAGCCUCAUCCGCAAGGACCACGAGAUGCGCGGCGCCCUGCGCAGCCUCAGUGACGACAAGGACAGGGAGUUGGCCACGUUGGAGGAGAAGCUGCUCUCCUCCGAGGAGAACGUGCAGAGGCUCCUGGGGCUGCUCCAAGAGAAAGACGCCUUGAUCGCCCACCUGAAGCACCGGAGUCAGCUGCUGACCAAGAUCUGCCGCAGCCGGCCCGUCCUGGACAAUCUGUUGGCCUACAUGGCCGAAGGGGAGCGCCUGAGCCCCGUGCCGGGGACCCAGAGCCAGGACAGCUCUCUGGAUUGCGGCCUCUUUCUCGAGACAAACUGUACCCUCGGCCUGGACUCCAAAGACUUUUCUCUGUGCGACGAUGAUCAGGAGUCAGGCCAGAGCUUGUUCGGGACGACCGUGUGAACAGCCUCGGUCGCGGUUACCUCC